Triplophysa dalaica is the source of this 2314-nucleotide messenger RNA. RefSeq names its product solute carrier family 2 member 11, like (gene slc2a11l). Gene Ontology annotation, biological process: monosaccharide transmembrane transport. Gene Ontology annotation, molecular function: hexose transmembrane transporter activity. The transcript is spliced from 12 exons. The record is from RefSeq and is a predicted model, not a curated record. Bases 42 to 1589 code for a protein of 515 amino acids. NCBI's taxonomy places the organism in Eukaryota, Metazoa, Chordata, Actinopteri, Cypriniformes, Nemacheilidae. Gene Ontology annotation, cellular component: membrane.
UCAACCAAGUUAGACAUUUCUGUCCAUGCUUUGUCCUCUUGAUGCACUCCAACAGAUACGAAGCCGCACUUACAAUGACUUCUUCCUUAACACUACUGCUGAGAAGUCCUGUGCUCCUCGCAGCCAUUUUGAUUUCAGGAAUCGGAGGAACCUUCCAGUAUGGCUUUAGUAUCUCUGUUCUGAACUCGCCAUCGGUUUUUAUUAAAAACCUGGUGAACAGCACCUGCCUGCAGCGUUACGGCCGCUCUCUUGAGCCCUGGGAGCUGUCCCUCAUCUGGUCCUUCAUCGUGUCCAUAUACUGCGUCGGUGGACUGAUCGGCACCCUCUCUGCUGGACGUCUGGCAGCAGUGUAUGGAAGGAAGAACACGCUGUUGGUAAACAAUGUGGUGGCGAUCUGUGGUGCCAUCCUAAUGGUGUUGAGUAAAAGCGCACUCUCAUUUGAGAUGAUCAUUGCGGGACGUAUCGUUUAUGGCAUAAACGCUGGUGUGGGUUUGAUCGUCCAUACUCUUUAUAUACUGGAAUGCGCUCCCAAGAGGUUGCGUGGGAUGGUUGGUGUUUCUGUCGCUUCUUUCGUCUCAUUGGGGAAGUUCUGCGGACAGCUGCUAGGAAUCAGUGAGCUGCUUGGCACUGACGAGCGCUGGAUCUGGUUGCUGGCCUUCAGCGGGGUGACCGGUCUUCUCCAGCUGCUCACCUUGCCUUUUCUCCCUGAGUCCCCGCGGUACCUCCUGCUGGAGAGGUCGGACCGUCACGGCUGUGAGACGGCUUUAAUCAGGCUCUGGGGAGCUAAAAAGGACCCCAAACCAGAGAUGGAGGACAUGUUGGCUGAAGACGCUGCCCUGAAGGGCGUGAAGAUCCACAGAAUCAUGGAACUCUUCCUCGACGUCAAUGUCCGCUGGCAGCUCCUCACCGUCAUCGUCACUUUCGUCACUCUGCAGCUCUGUGGCAUCAACGCCGUGUAUCUCUAUUCAUUUGAUGUGUUUCAAGCUGCUGGUAUUCCCGAGGAGAACCUGCGCUAUGCCGCCUUAGGAACAGGGCUGUGCGAAGUUUCCACCUCCAUUGCCUGUGUGCUGAUCAUCGAGAGCACAGGAAAGAAGGUUCUUCUCUUUAGGGGGUACCUGGGCAUGGCAGCAGCGCUGGCCCUACUUACAGUCACACUCUACCUACAGGAGUUUGUGUCCUGGAUGUCAUAUUGCAGCCUGGUCCUCAUUUGUAUCUACAUUUUGUUCUUCUCAACGGGGCCAGCGGGGGUAACUGCUCCACUGCCUGGCGAGAUAUUCACACAGUCUUAUAAACCAGCAGCGUUCACCGUGGCAUGCACACUUAACUGGGUCGGACUUUUUGCGGUGGGCAUGUUGUUUCCACUCAUUGUGAAGCAUUUGGAUUAUUUCUGCUUCCUCAUCUUUUUUGUGUUCUGCUUCUGCUCCGGCGUGUUCGUUUGGUUCAACGUGCCGGAAACCAAGAAUAAAACUGUUCUGGAGAUCACGGAGGACUUUAAUAAAAUGCACCAGAAGCACAGACGCUCCCUCCAGUCCAAACUGAGCUCGGUACACACCAAUGAGAUCCACGCCACCGUAUCUACCAAGCUGUAAUACAGAUGUAUUAGUCACUUCAUAUCAAAUCUGAGGCUGAGCAAUAACAAUCCAAUACACCCAAUAAUCAUUCCUUGAUGACCAUGUGCUCGGUUUUGCUCUGUUGUUCGUGAAAUCUGAAAGCAAACUCUAAGCAACGUCGCAUUUGUAAACCCAAAAUCCAAUUUCAAUUAUAGGCACUAUAACUGUUGAAUCAAUAGAUUUGUACUUUGUCAUGCUAAGGGACGCAAAUUCCGGUUCGGCCUGAUACAGUCGAGGUGCAAUGCAUUUAUUGACAUUGUUGCUUGAAUGAUUCGUAGCGUUAUUAGUAAGACUCCAGUCUCUCGUGAGCAUCAGUCCUGUCCUCAGGGGUGUGAUGAACUCUUAUCACAUCAUAAAGUUCCCAGAUUGAAUAUUGGACUCCACCAAAAUGAGUAUGUAGCGUGACAUCUGUCUUUAAUCAUUAAUGUUUAUCCACACAAAGCAGGUAAUUGCUUUAUUUUAUACCUUUUAUUUCUUUAAUGGCUGUUUGAUGCUCAAACAAUUACUGUUAAUGAGAUUAAACGCUGGAACAGGUCAAGUUUGCCUUCGGUCUGAUUUGGUCUUUCCAUUGUGUUAGAGACCAAAUGAUAUUCAAAAUGGGCAAACCAGACCUAUUUUAAACUGAUACCAGAUUAUCAUGGAUUUAUUGUGUAUUGUGCUAGUAUUUCUGGUAUUUUGGUGCAAUAAACAUGGUUUGUUCUUUA